This is a messenger RNA of Malassezia japonica, 627 nucleotides long. It is a transcript of the gene TOM20, whose product is annotated as mitochondrial import receptor subunit tom20. The transcript has a single exon. Gene Ontology annotation, biological process: tRNA import into mitochondrion; protein import into mitochondrial matrix; intracellular protein transport. The record is from RefSeq and is a predicted model, not a curated record. Gene Ontology annotation, molecular function: transmembrane protein transporter activity. Lineage: Eukaryota; Fungi; Basidiomycota; Malasseziomycetes; Malasseziales; Malasseziaceae. Gene Ontology annotation, cellular component: mitochondrial outer membrane; mitochondrial outer membrane translocase complex. The coding region runs from base 1 to 627 and encodes 208 amino acids.
AUGAGGCUCACGACUGCGCUCUCGUACACUGGUAUUACGCUCGGCGUUGCUGCCGUUGGGUACGCGGUGUACUUUGACUACCGCAGGCGGAACGACCCCCAGUUCCGCAAGCUCCUCCGCAAGCAGUCCAAGCAGUCGACCAAGGCGGCCAAGCGCGAGCAAAAGGCGGCGCAGAAGGAGGAGGCGCUGCUCAUUGAGAAGGCCGUGAAGGAUGCUUCGACGCCCGGCGUGCUCCCUUCGGGUGUGCAGGAGAAGGAGGCGUUCUUCAUGGAGCAGGUCGCCGCGGGUGAGGCGCUCUUUGCGCAGGGCCCCGCCUACAAUGUGCCUGCUGCCAUCGCCUUCUUCCGCGCGCUGAAGGUGUACCCCGCUCCAGUGGAGCUUGUGAUGAUCUACCAGAAGGCUGUGCCGAAGGAGGUGUUUGAAAUUUUGAUGCAGCUCAUUACCAAGGACGCCGCCCUGAACGGCUCGAGCGCCGGUGGCAACCUCGACGAAGUCGACGACGAGGUCCCUGGCAAGGAGAAGAAGGAGACCACGGAGGAGGCCAAGUCUGAGGCCAAGCCCGAGGAGGCCAAGGAGGAGACCAAGCCCGAGGCACCCAAGGACGAGGCCGCCAAGCCCUCGGCCUAG